GUUCUCAUUCCUCAUUCACAAAUUACUACAUACACAACUUUAACGAGACAAUGGACAAAACUAAGAAGCCAUUGAAGAGCGCGUUAAAAAAAACAGUCGUGUCAACGACCGCCACAAAGCCUAAUGUGAAAACAGCGGGUGUAAAACGCAAACACGCCUCUGCUGCCAACAACAACAACAACAACACCACCACCACCAAGAACAAUCCCAAAAGUGGUCAUGAUAACAAACGUUCCAAAGUCCAGACCAAUAGCAACAGCAAUAAGCAGAGUACAGGGAACACAUCAAAAGCACAGAAUGGGGCAGGCAAGAAGAAGAACGUCAACACUUCAGCUUUUAAUGCAAAAAAGAGCGCGCCUACACCUACACCGGUGAAGAAGCCUGUAAUUAAAAAACCCAAGAAGGAAGAAGUCAUUCCUGAAGGAGCAACCCUUGAGGAUUUUAGAAUUAUCGCGGGAACCUAUGAGAAUAUUCUCUAUGGUAUUGAUGCUUAUUGGAACGAGGAUAUGACAUUGAGACUGUCGCCCAUCUUCAUCUUUGCAGCUCAUAUCGGAUGUAUCAAAGCAUUAGCAAUCGGCGGCCACUUUCUAGCAUCUGGCAGUACGGAUGAAAAGAUUCAACUCUAUGAUCUAAAGCGCAGAAAGGAAUUAGGGGCACUUCUUCAACAUCAGGGCACGAUCACGACACUUACAUUCCACAAUAAGACACAUAUGCUCUCUGGAUCCGAUGAUGGGAAAAUCUGUGUCUGGAGAACCAAGGAUUGGGAAUGUCUCAAGAUUAUGAAGGGUCAUCAGGGAUCUAUUCAUUCGAUUGCUAUCCAUCCCACGGGCAAAAUCGCUCUCAGUGUCUCGGCUGAUAGAUCAGUCCGACUCUGGAAUCUGUUGUUGGGAAAACAGGCGAGCACGACAAGACUACAGGGAGAAGGCCUAAAAGUCGUAUGGAGCCCUAGUGGCACAGGAUAUUCAAUCAUGUUUGAUCAAGAAGUUGGCAUUUAUGAUAUGGCUACUGCAAAAUGCGUCCGCACUAUCAAGCCUCCAAGGAAGACUCGUCUGAAUACCAUGAUUUACUACAAAGACGAUUAUUUGGUUGUUGGUUAUGAGGAUAAGAUGAUUCGCGUCUACAAUACUGCCACAGGAGAUCUUGUCAAGACCCUUGUGGGACAUGCUAGCCGUGUCAAGGCUUUGGAUUUGAUCACAGUUCCAUACACUCCAGAAGAGACCUCCAACAAGGAGUUUGUUGGUCGCCCAGAGACCAAGAUGAUGGAUUUGUUGACGUCUGUUUCCACAGAUGGGACGAUUUUGGUAUGGAAUUUGGAAGAUGUUGUCAGUCCUGCAUCCACACCAGAGGAGAGCAACAUGAAGACAUUCAUUGGAGAGCACAAGACAGAUAUGCGUGUAACUUGUCUUUCGGUCCAAAAGGGUAUAUGGAAGAAUGUCGGUGUUGAGAGCGUGGGCACAGCAGGCGAGGAAGAAGAGGACGAAGACCAAAUCGAGGCCGCAAAAGAAAGUGAAGAGGAAGAGGAAGAGGAAAAGAAGGAUGAAGAUGAGGAUGAUAGUGAAGAUGAUGAAUAA
This is a messenger RNA of Lobosporangium transversale, 1571 nucleotides long. RefSeq names its product WD40-repeat-containing domain protein. The transcript is spliced from 3 exons. Bases 51 to 1571 code for a protein of 506 amino acids. Lineage: Eukaryota; Fungi; Mortierellomycota; Mortierellomycetes; Mortierellales; Mortierellaceae. Gene Ontology annotation, molecular function: protein binding. The record is from RefSeq and is a predicted model, not a curated record.